GCGAGGGGGCGGGGAUUGGGAGGAGCCAAUGGGGUGGAGGGGCGUGGCCUAUUGGGCGUGGCCUGAGGAGGGGGUUGGGUGGAACAUGUGGGCCUGGGAAGGGUCCAGGGAGAGGCAUCUCAGAGAUUGAGUUUGUGUAACUAGGGUGCGGAGCCUUCAGAGGGGCGGGGCCUCCGAGAGAAAUGCUGGGGCUGUGAACUUGGGUAGAAGGUUGGAAAGGAGACUCCGACAGACGAAAGUGGGGGUUAUGAUGGGACACCCACGUUGGGAUGGGGGAAGAUGAUUCUGCAAGGGUCUGAAUGAUGCAUCUCGAAUGGCCAAGGGAGGAUUUUGGGGGAGAAAUAACAGCUCCAGGUGAUUUUGGAACCUCCCCCAGGUUCCCCUACUGAAGACUGGAGAGUAACUGAGGACAUUCAUUCACUCAACAAACAUUUACUGAGCUUCUCCUUGCGCUCGGUAGAUAAAGAGGUGAACCAGACAGAUAAGGACUUUAUUUUCUUGGACUUGCAGUCUAGGAGGGGAGAUAGACAAUAAAGGAGAUUUAUCGUGUUAUGUUCUAUGAGAGAAUUAAAGAGUGAGCUGAUAGAGGCGGGUAGAGGGAACUAAAUUUAGACGACAGCAGUCAGCUGUGUGCCGGCUUACAGUUACACAGGGGUCAGUGAGAUAAACAGGAGCCAGGUCAUGAUGGAUAUUAUGAUGCCGGUUUUGGAUUUUAAGCGCCAUUGGAGCUUUGAGAGGGUUUUGAGUGGGAAAGUGGCCUGAUCUGACUUCCAUUUUCUAAAGGUCAUUCAGGCUGCCUCGGGGAGGUGGGAUAUACGGGAGCAGGCUAGGAACAGAGGUUCUGUUCAGGAGGCUUUUUCAGUUGUCGAGGUGAGAGUGAUUGGCUUUUAACGGGGUAGAGGAGAGAAAUGGCUGGGCCCAUGAUGUAUUUUGGACUGGAGGGGAAGUUGAUGGGCGUAGGCAGAAGCCUGGAGGAUGGAGAACGGGAUUUAGAACUUGAGGGGCCCAGUAGGCUACAAAGGAGUGGAUGUUUCUGUAAGUGUGGGCAUGCUGGGGAGGCCUUGAGACAGGGUCCACAGGCUCCUCUUUCUUCUCCCCUCACCCAGGUCCUGGUGCCUGAUGAUGGCCACCCCACCACACCCCCGAGUGACCUCAUCGAGAUCCAGGUGGUGAAGGUGACAGACACCACGCUGGUGCCUGAGCCCCCAGAGCCAGGUUCUCUUCACUGUGCCUUGUGCCCAGCUGCCUUCCGGCUGGUCUCUGAGCUGCUGUUCCAUGAACAUGGCCACCUGGCCCAGGCGGAGGGUGGCAGGCAGGGUGGGGACCCCAGUCGGUGUCAUGUGUGUGGCCACAGCUGUCCGGGCCCCGCCAGCCUCCGUGCCCACUACAGCCUGCACACCGGAGAGCGGCCCUACCGCUGCGCUCUCUGCCCCCGGGCCUUCAAGGCCCUGGCGCCUCUGCUGCGGCACCAGCACCGACACGGGGUGGAGCCGGGGACCUCACAGAGGCCCCCAGAGGCGGCCGCGGCGCGGGACCCGAGGCCCGGGGUGCCCCAGGAGAGGUCGGAGGUGGUGAUGGCGGCGGCGGCGGCGGGCGCGGCCGUGGGGAAGCCGUUCGCCUGCAGGUUCUGCGCCAAGCCGUUCCGCCGAUCGUCGGACAUGCGAGACCACGAGCGGGUGCACACGGGCGAGCGGCCCUACCACUGCGGCGUCUGCGGCAAGGGCUUCACGCAGUCCUCGGUGCUGAGCGGCCACGCCCGCAUCCACACCGGGGAGCGCCCCUUCCGCUGUGCCCUCUGCGACCGCACUUUCAACAACUCGUCCAACUUCCGCAAGCACCAGCGCACCCACUUCCACGGGCCGGGGCCGGGACCGGGGCUGGGAGACUCUGGAAGCCAGCUGGCCUCGGGGGCCGAGGGGUCAGGGAGCGGGUGUGGCGCAGGAAACACUCUGGAAGAGGGACGUGGGGAGACAGCCAAGGCAGAAGACGUCCACCAGGUUCUCCGUGAAGAGACUCUGGGAUCCUAGCACCUCGAAGCCAGAGGGUCUCCAACUCAUAGCCGAGAGCACUCGAGCCUCAAGGAUGUGUAAGCCUGACCGUAGGGAUCUUGACUCCAAGAGCUGCUAUGCCCACUCCCAUGGUGGGCCCUCCUUCACCCACCCUGACUCCUCUUCAGAGGCAACUGAAAACCUGGACAGCAAACAGCCGCCUCAUAGCCGCCUCCUAAAGCGUUAGGCUCGGAGCCCAGGUCUACAAAAUAGCCUCAGGUUUCUCCAACUUCCUCCACUCCCAAUUUGAAGCAAACGGUUCACUGCCUGGUCCCAGGCCAUCCCAAGGACGGGCUGGCGGAUGGCGGCAUGGUGGUGGGUGUGGAAUGAGAGUCGAGUCACUGCGGUGGGGUUAAGAGGAGGACUUGGGAGCUGGAGGUGGGAAGCCUCCAGAUUUCUUUCUAUUAAAGGACUUUGACAAGCGUUU
Molecule: messenger RNA, 2475 nt
Organism: Equus caballus (horse)
Lineage: Eukaryota; Metazoa; Chordata; Mammalia; Perissodactyla; Equidae
Gene: ZNF784
Product: zinc finger protein 784
Biological process (GO): regulation of transcription by RNA polymerase II
Cellular component (GO): nucleus
Molecular function (GO): DNA-binding transcription factor activity, RNA polymerase II-specific; RNA polymerase II cis-regulatory region sequence-specific DNA binding
Source: RefSeq, a predicted model, not a curated record